GAGAGAAUAAUUGCAAUGAUUUCGAGUUCAUGAACUCUCUGUGUAUAUUUGUGUGGAUAUAUAUAUAUGAAUUGCUCUAAUUGUAUCUAUAUAAACAAAUAUAUGUAAAUGAAUUGCUGUAAUUCUAUUAUUCCUAUAUGGUACUGGAUGUUCUAGGUAAUCUUAAUUAAACCUACAGUUUAUGAAAUGAACCUACAGUUUCUAGGACCGGACAAAAAUAAUUUGCUGAGAUGUCAGCUGGGAAUUCUCCCAGGGAAAGCUUGGAAAUGGAGAGCUUCCACACAAGAUUCAGUGCCUGGAUGCCAAAUAGCAACAAUUCAUUAAAUCGACAGCUCUUUCAGGAAAGAGUUGCUCUUAUAAGUCACUGGUUUGACCUCUGGACUAACAAGCAACAUCAAGAAUUCUUAUUCACAAUUUUUUUAUGAUGCACUAAAUCACAAUUAAGUUAAAUGGUUGUCCAAGACUGGUUUUCAGAAAGGAUGCAAGUGGCCGAAGUGGAUUUUCUACCACGCUUCAUUUCUCUCUAUAUCUUUUCCUUUCUGAAUCCAAAAGAUGUGUGUGCAGCUGCACAAGUCAGCUGGCCCUGGAAAUUUUUAACUGAACAGGAUUGCUUAUGGAUGCCCAAAUGCAUGAAGUUCGGAUGGUUUCUGCCCUAUACGCCAACAGAUAAUGAGUAUGGUGCUUGGAAGCACCAUUGCAUUGCUUGUGUGUCCAACUUAGAUUGGCUAACCCCUAGGGAAGCCGCAGCUCUUUAUGGGACCCUGAAUGAACCCAAAACAGAAGAUGAGCAACUACAGGAGAGGCAAAGAGAAAAGUGUCUAAGGAAAAUAAUUUGGGAGAAAAUUGCACUACGUAAGAAGGAUUUGUUCAAAGUUCGACCCCCUUGGGUGAAUGGAACAUGCUGCUCUAGAUUGUUCAAAUCCAAAUGCCAACCACGUCUCUCCCAAACUGUGAGGGAGCGAGUGGGAUUACAGGAAACUUUGGAGAAACAGCUUGUUUGGGCACCUUUAGAAGCUUUGCCCAAGCGAAGCAAUGUUUCUGGAUGCCACUCCUACCCUUUACUAUCAAAGAAAAAUUGGCAUAGAGUUUAUAAAAAUGACAGCAGCUCUUCACAUGCUCUCCGGCCACACUUCAUAUUAGUAUCAUCUCGGAUUCCUGCAUAUGAGGUACAGAGUGUUUUAGGAGGCCAAAAAACAAUAGUCUUUAAAAAUCACAGAUUACAUAUUCACUGUUUUUAAUUUAUUAAUAAGUGUUCUAAAGUAAUGGGCUUUGGUUCCUACAGCUCUGGUUUCAUUUUCUAGAUGGUGGUGAACAGUGUUAGAGCAGAUAUGACAUUUUGAUCUUUCCCCCCCUCAGGCUAUAAAAUUGGUAUUAAAAAUUUACUGAGGCCUGAAGUGAGAGACUUCUGGGAGAAAUUAGGAAGCUAUGUGGCCCCUGAAGAAGAAGGGGGUCACGUGGACCUCUUUGUACGACUUGGAGCAUCAGAGGCAGGAACAGAAGUUCUUUCUCAGCUGUCUCAACUGACUGGCACGUUACUGACCGCCCCCACCGGGACUGCCACCGGCUCGUACGAACACAUUCUUAGUGACUGGCUGGGACGACAGUGGGAGAGGGCGCCCCCUUCCACCUACUUCAGCAAAACAAAGCUGCAGAUGUGGUCCAGCCUCACCAACUUCCUGGAAGACACCUUGAAAUCAGUAAGGAAACAACUAAGUCCUCUCUUCAAGGAGUUGCAGAAGAACACAAGUGGCAGGAUGACAGGUAAGAACUCUUGCUACUUCUGUUGCAGCUUAAUUUUGAAGCUUGAAAGAAAUGUUAGAGAAGAUAAUCCUCAGGACACAAAAUCAAGUCUCAGCAAAAACGGUCCAAAUUUUGAGUUGCUGGUUGAGUUGGAGAGAAAGCUGCAGCUGGACUCAGCCGAAAGGCGGACCAGCGUCAUCAGGGAACUCUUACAGAAUGAGAGAAAAUACGUGCAAAUGCUGGAAAUUGUGAGAGAUAUUUACAAAAGGCCACUUAGAGCAGCACUGUCACCAAAUAGAGCAAUUCUGAGCGCUGCAGAUAUCCAGAUCAUUUUCUCUGAUAUUCUGCUGAUGUCAUGUCUCAACAGGUGGUUUCUAGAUGACUUGAGAGACAGACUACAGGAAUGGGGCCCAGCUCACUGCGUGGGAGAAAUAUUCAUAAAGUUUGGAAGCCAGUUGAACAUAUACACCAAUUUCUUCAACAAUUACCCUGUUGUUCUGAAAACUAUGGAGAAGUGCAGAGAAAUGAUACCAGCAUUCCGAGCUUUCCUGAAGAGGCAUGAUAAGACCAUUGUUACAAAGAUGCUGAGCUGGCUUUUGUACCCAUCCCGAAGGUCUGAAGAAUAUAUUCAUCUUCUCUACGUUCUGAGGCUUCACACUCCUGCAGAACAUGUUGACCACGGGACUUGACCACUGCAAUUGAAGUAAUCCAAAAAAUACAAAGGUUACAUAGACCAGGAAAUGGAGAUUCCUAUAAUAGUUUAUGAAAAUACCGUGCCCUUAUCAAGUGCCAUAAAAUAUUUUAAUCGAUUUUUUACGUAUAAAAAUAUCACAGUUUCAGUUUCCCUAAAAUCACUUUGUUUUCCGGAUGAAGCAGAACAUCAAUAUGACAGAUCAGCUGUCAGACAGAGAGCGCCAUCUGUGGGCGCCCGAUCAGAAGUAAACAGAUAUCUGAUUAGGGUCCAAGAUGUAGCCCAACUUCACUGCUGGGAUGAGGAACUAAGUUUCUCUUUAAGGCUGUAUGAACAUACCCGUGAUCUCAGUCUUUUCCUCUUCAACGAUGCACUGCUUGUUUCUAGUGGGGGCACGUCUCAUACUCCGUUUGAAAGGACUUCAGAAUCAACCUACCAGUUCAUUGCAUCAGUGGCCCUUCAUUGACUACUCAUAGAAGAUAUUCCAGAUUCCAAAUAUAUCAAGAAUGCAUUUAUUCUUCAAGGUCCAAAACAUGAAUGAAUUUGUGCUACAGAAGUUGAGGAUGAUAAAUUCCUGUGGUUGUCAGUACUCCAAAACGCCAUCGAAAGUAGUAUGGAAAAGUGA
Molecule: messenger RNA, 3056 nt
Organism: Physeter macrocephalus (sperm whale)
Lineage: Eukaryota; Metazoa; Chordata; Mammalia; Artiodactyla; Physeteridae
Gene: ECT2L
Product: epithelial cell transforming 2 like
Molecular function (GO): guanyl-nucleotide exchange factor activity; protein binding
Source: RefSeq, a predicted model, not a curated record